Messenger RNA from Trichomycterus rosablanca, 3135 nucleotides. It is a transcript of the gene ints8, whose product is annotated as integrator complex subunit 8. The coding region runs from base 93 to 3074 and encodes 993 amino acids. Gene Ontology annotation, molecular function: protein binding. The transcript is spliced from 28 exons. Gene Ontology annotation, biological process: snRNA 3'-end processing. The record is from RefSeq and is a predicted model, not a curated record. NCBI's taxonomy places the organism in Eukaryota, Metazoa, Chordata, Actinopteri, Siluriformes, Trichomycteridae. Gene Ontology annotation, cellular component: integrator complex.
AUGCUGUGAAAGAGUGUUUUUGCAGUCAUUGUAUUUUAUAUUUGAAUAACAAAGCUGCCUGACUUAACACUAUACAUUUAUAGAGGGUGAAGAUGAGCGCUGAGGCGGCAGACCGGGAGGCGGUGAGCGGAAGUCGGCCCUCUACACCUCCACAGACGGCUUGGUUUGAGUUUCUGCUUGAUCCGUCCUUACUGCAGCAGUAUUUAAAGAAACCCCAUCCAGACCCGUCUCCAGUGCAGCUGGUCAUCCAAUUUCUGGAACAAGCCUCUAAACCCUCUGUGAAUGAGCAAAACCAAGUCCAGCCACCUGCAGACAACCGGCGCAAUCGUACUCUCAAACUGCUUGCACUCAAAGUAGCUGCGCAUAUUCGGUGGGACCUUGAUGUGCUGGAGAAAUGGUUGACUAUUCCAGUGCUGAACAUGUUGCUCAAUGAGCUGCUGUGUGUUAGUAAAGCUCCUGCAGGAGUCAAACAUGUGGACUUGGAUCUGUCCACACUGCCUCCUACUACUGCCAUGGCAGUUAUAAUAUACAACCGCUGGGCCAUCCGUACUAUAGUUCUAAGCAGCUUUCCUGAGAAACAGACGAAACCUGGACCCCAUCAGCUGAACAUGAUGAGUCUAGUACAGCAAGAAAAGGAACUAACUGAGAACAUACUAAGUGUGCUGAAGGAGCAAGCCACAGACUCCAUAAUGGUUCUGGAGGGAGCUCUGAAAAUAAAGAAGGAUUUCUACAUCCACACACUGCACACUCUGGACCUGCUUGCAGCUGAUCUCAGUACAGCCAACGGAGAGACUGAGUCAUCUACAGCAGGUCUCCGGAUCAGUCCUGAUGAGCUUCAUUGUCAGGUGCAUUAUGAUUUGGGGGGGAUUUACUUUCAGCAAGGCUGUUCUGACCCUUCAGUCUAUGUGAAGGCCCAAGAGCACUUCCGCCAAACAAGGGAACUGUUGGUAAAGCUAGGGUCAAAUCCUGUACGCUGUCAUCUGGAUGAGAAGAGACUGGCAGGCUACUGGACAGCAUGCAGAAGCCUGACUGGUUCUGCAGACUCCAGCGAUGGACUGCUCACGCCCCACAGCCUCAUUAACAACUUCAUCAAAACCCAGAACUACCAGGCAUUAAUCGAGACUUUUAUUAAAGACAAUAUUACGCAAAGCCUGCCAAACAGCUUCAGACACUCAGUGGAGUUGGAGCUGUUGCACCAGGUUCAGCAGGGGGACAGGACUCUGGAUGAUGUUUGUCAUAAACUGUGCAUGUGUAAUGCGGUACGAGAUGCUCUGGAGGGUCAGGUGCUGGGCGUCCGCUUUCACCAGCUUCUUCUCAAACCCAACAAACGCACUAUUGGUUUCCUGCUAGAGGUGUGUACAAGGUCAUUAGAUAAGGAACACAGUUCAGAUAUAUCCAAAAGGAAAAUGGCACUUUUCCUCAAAAACCUUUGUGAAAGGCUGGAAGAGGUUCCUCUGGCCUACAUUGUUUCAUCCCAUAAGCUCUUCAUGGAGCUGCUCCAGGAUGAGGAAAAGAAAACUCUACUGGAUCAAAUACGGAAACGAUCAGCCAUGGUCAACCUUAGUGCCAAACCACUGCCAUCUUUCUAUGACAUUCCAGCUUCUUCUAAUGUGACCAUCGGCCAGCUGGAGCAGCAGCUUAUUCUUUCACUGGAUGCACGGCAGAUCAGAAAGGUCCUCAUCGAGCUCCAUAGCAUGGCCGAACGCUCUUUCUGGAGGGUGAACAGCAAGUGGGAAGUUCCAACAGACUACGUAAAUGUCAUCCUUGCUAUUAAGGAUAACCUCACACGGGACCUCUUGUACAUUCUGAUGGCCAAGGGGCUACACUGUGUUAACAUAAAGGACUUUGUGCAUGCACGGCAGCUGUUCUCUGCUUGCCUAGAGCUUGUGACGGAAUUCUCACCAAAGCUUAGGCAGGUGAUGCUAAACGAAAUGCUUCUGCUAGAGUUGCGUGCACAUGAGGCUAUGGGUGGUGUAGAGAGACCCCCUUCAGACCUGGUGAGCAGGGUUCGUGGCUACCUUGAAAUGAGGAUUCGUGAUAUUCCGCUAAGACAAGUUAUUGGGGAGGAGUGUGUGACCUUUAUGUUAAAUUGGAGGGAGAAUGAAUACCUGACGUUGCAGGUGCCUCAGUCCCUGGUAAACAAUAACCCUUACAUUAAGCUGGGGCAGCUCCUGGCCUCCACAUGUAAGGAGCUGCCAGGUCCUAAAGAGAGUCGACGCACAGCUAAAGAACUGUGGGAGUUGGUGGUGCAGAUCUGCAGCGUGGCCAGCCAGCACAAGCGCACCAGUGAUGGCCGGGUCAGCCUUAUCAAACAGAGAGAUUCCUCUAUCGGCAUCCUGCCCAGGAGUAAAUUCAUUACAUUUAUCAAAAAACUGAGAGAACCAUUGGUGCUGACCACUCUUAUCUCAUUGUUUGUGAGACUACACAGUAUUGUAAGGGAUGACAUUGUGAAUGAAGUGACUGCGGAACAUCUGUCCAUAUGGCCCUCGUCCCUGAGCAAUAUACAGUCUGUGGAUGUGGAGGCUGUUGCAGUAACAGUGAAGGAACUGGUGACCCAUGCUCUUACACUCAACCCCAACAACCAGUCCUGGCUCAUCACUCAAGCUGACAUAUACUUCGUGACGAACCAGUACUCCGCUGCCAUGCACUACUACCUGCAGGCAGGCACAGUAAGCUCAGACUACUUCACCAAACCUGUACCUUCUGAUGUCUACACUGAUCAGGUUCUAAAGAGAAUGAUCAAGUGUUGCUCAAUGCUAAACUGCCAUACCCAGGUUGCCGUUCUUUGCCAGUUUCUGAGAGAAGUGGAUUAUAUGACAGCAUUUAAAGCUAUUCAGGAACAGAACAGCCAUGAUUCUAUGGACUCAUUCUAUGACUACAUCUGGGACGUGACCAUUCUCGAGUAUUUGUCCCAUAUUCAUCAAAAACGGGGUGAGAUUGAGAAGCGACAGGUAGCUAUUAAAGCUAUCGGACAGACGGAGCUGAACUCAAGUAACCCAGAAGAGGUCCUGUUACUCGCCGCUCAGAAGAGAAAGAAGAAAUUCCUUCAGGCCAUGGCAAAACUUUACUUUUAAAGAAAAUUCAAAAUCUGUACAAUUAUUUUUGUAAAACACCUAAAUAAAUACAUUUAGCAUA